AUGUCCUAAGAGAGUAUUAAUUAAAUUAUUCUUUUAAGAGAAUAAGCACUUAAAAUUCGUUAAUAAUCUUAGAUUAAAGCUAUGAAUAAAUUAUUAAAUUCAAACCACAUUUCACCUCGUACUUAUGAUAAUUAGAAAAUUUUACUUGAAAAAUGGGUUAAGCAUGAAAAAGAUGAAAUCUUGAAAAGUUAAAAAGCAUUAAAAAGAGGAUUAGCAAAAGCUCUUUAAAUAAUAAUUUAAACUUAAAGGGAUUUAUUGCUAGCUGAGAAAUGUAAAAAAAAUUCCAAGUUUGAAUUUAAAAAUAGUUUUGGAGGGAAAAUAGUAGAAGGAGAAGUUGAUAAUAAUGCUGAUGUUAAUGUUGAUGUUGAUAUAGAUGUUGAUUUUGAUGAUGAUAAUAAUGAAAUAUUAAAAUAAAUAAAAGAAAAAUGGAAAUUGUUUGAAUAAAUAAAUUCUAGAAUAGAAUAUUAAUUAUCUGAAGAAAAUGUCAAUUAAAUUAUAAAUAUCGAAAAUGGAUUUUCAACAAAUAUUUUUACAUAAAACUAAUAUGUAGAUAGAUUAUUUGAAUAUAUUUAAAAUAAUCAUAAACACGAAAUUAUAUAAAAUUUAAAUACUUUUUUCGGCUUUUUUCCUUAAUAAAGAUUAAGAUUAAUACAUGGAUAUGAUUAAUUAAAUUCAGAAUUUUAUUAAAAUUAUGCUAAUUUACCCUUUGUUUUAAAUGAGGAUAUAUUUAUUGAUUUUGAAUAUGAUAUUAUUGGAAAUGAAGAUGAUUCUAAAUUAUAAACAAUUUAAGAAUAUUAAUAUAUUCAUAAUAAAGUUUUAUUUGAUUCCUUAAAUGAAGCUUUAAAUAUAUAAAGACCAUUUUAUUAAAUGGGAGGUAAACCUUAUCCUUGGACUAAAACAGAAAAAAUUGUCUAUAAAGAAUUAACAAAUGAAAAAACUAUUUUAUAAGGACUAACUAAAGCUAAAUAAAAAAUUAAAUAAUGGUCUUCAAAUCUAUGUGGUUUAAUAAAUGAUAAUAUUUGUGUUCCUAAAAUAUAAGAAGGGCUAGAUUUAAAUGAUAUAUUAGAAAGAUUGACUCCUGAUAAUGAUUAUUUGUCUUAAGUUAUUGAAGAUAGACUUUCGUAAAUGUUACUUAAAGAUAUAAAAGAAAACGAAUACAAAUGGCUAAUUUUUGAAGAUGAAAAGGCAGAAAUCUUAAUGGAAAUAUCAGAUCUUAUAUUUGAAUUUCUUGUAGAUGAAUUUCUUUAAUAAAAAUUAUUUUGA
Ichthyophthirius multifiliis is the source of this 1263-nucleotide messenger RNA. RefSeq names its product IQ calmodulin-binding motif family protein, putative. The record is from RefSeq and is a predicted model, not a curated record. The transcript is spliced from 4 exons. NCBI's taxonomy places the organism in Eukaryota, Ciliophora, Oligohymenophorea, Hymenostomatida.